AUGAUUGAAGAUACAUCAAAGGCACCUGCAUUAGAAGCAAGUUCAACUCCAACACCACACAAUUCAACAAAAGAUGUUGAUGUCUUCCGUAAACCGUUACCACCGGCACCACCAUCUUCUCGUCAUCAAAAGCGUAAAAUACUUGAAGAGGAAAAAUUUGUUCAAGAUUUAGGACAUAUUAUUGAACGUGAUUUUUUUCCGGAUAUUAAACGUUUAAGAGCACAACAAAAAUAUUUAACUGCUCUGGAAAAAAAUGAUGUAGUUGCAUUACGAGAUCUUUAUGCAACGUAUAGUAUCCAUCGUGGUCCUAGUCCAUCACCAUCAAUGAUGGGUCAUCGAGAUACACCAUCAAGUUCAUUCGAAACACCUGUUGAUAGAGGACGUGAUACACCAAAAACAACAAAAGAUGAUGGAAUUGAACGUGAAGAAUUAUUAUCAGGACGUAGACAUACGAAUUACGAUGAUGAUGAAGAUUUUGAUAAACAAUCUGUUACAUCAGCAUCGACAGCAGCAUCAGCAGCACGUAAAAAAGCACGUGAUCUUCGACUUGAUCAAUAUUUAUCAAUAAAUACAAGUGAAGAUAAUAUUUCAUUUGAACAAGUUAUGGAAGAAACACAAAAGAAAGAACGUGCAAAAGUUCAUCAAGCUUGGCUAUAUGGACAACAAGCAUUAACACAUUCAAGUAGUGAUGAUGGACCAGUUCAUGAAUUACCAGUUCCAUCAAUUGAAGAACAGGCAAAAACGAAUAAUCUUGAUGCAAUAGAAUUUUGGCCUUAUACUGUUAAAAAUGCUGUUAUGUAUUUUCCUGAAGGUGCAAAAUUAACUGCAGCUGAAAAAAUAGAACAAGCUAAACAUGUUCGUACUAUUCAUCAUAAUAAUACUCGUUUGGAAGUAGAUCCAUCGACAUUAAAAACUGAGUUAUCAAGUCGUAUUGGAACACCAGCACGACCCAAUCCUACUACUCGACCACAUAUUGAUAUUGAUGGUCGAGAAAUUAAGAAUUUAGAAAGUCCACAAGUUAGUGGCUAUGGUUUUGUUGUUACACCAUCACCUAUGCCUGGUGCACAUGGUGAUGAAUCACCUAUGAUGACAUGGGGUCAAAUCGAAGGUACACCAUUUUGUUUGGAUGCUGGUAAUGAAACUCCCCAAACAAUAAAUAGUGGACCACAAUUUAAAAUAAUUGAAACACCAUUUCGUGAACAAUUAGCAUUAGAAUUAGUUGAAAAAAAUGCAGCACAACAUCGUAAAAAGAAACUUGAAGCAAUGAAAACAAUAAAUCGAAAUUUUUCAUCAACUAAUAAUGCAAAACAAACGAAAGAAUUACUUGUAUCAAAUAUGAGUCCAGCAGCACAACGUCUAUUAACAAAUCGACUUGGUAUUCAACGUACACACUCAACAAAUUCACAAAGACAAAAUGCACUUACACCAUCACCUGUUGUACGAGGCGGUCUUAUUGGUGAUCGAACACCUAAAACACCAUUAAAUAUUGGAAAUAUUGGAAUUAUUAAACAUUCACCACGAACACCAAGUACAUUAGCAUCAACCAUAGUCAGCAGUAGUCUGACAGAUAAUCUUCUCAAUUUAAAACGAUAG
Messenger RNA from Adineta steineri, 1593 nucleotides. The record is from the annotation of a GenBank genome assembly. Lineage: Eukaryota; Metazoa; Rotifera; Eurotatoria; Adinetida; Adinetidae.